GAUCGCCCCAGCACCCAAGUAUCUGGGUGUGCCGGAGUGUUUGCCUGGUUGGAGAUAUAUUCCCGACAGAGAGCCCCCGCAGGGCAUUGUAGAGGCACGUUCUCUGUUACUGUACUCGUCGUGGUUCCGAGUGGACUGUGUAAUGCGCUCUGCUCAUGUUGUUUUUUAGGGCAUGCUCUUGCCCUGUAACCUGCUGUUUGUCAUUGUAGAGUGUUUUUUCUGACAUACGUUAUUAUCGUGUGGUUGGACCCUCGGUCAGUGUUUGUUACAUUUUCAGUUUUUUUGUACCUACCUCGUGUCGGGUAGAUUGCAUAUAUAUAAUGAGUUCUGCUCCCUGGGGAGUGCCGUACAAAGGAACGGUGUCGCCACGCGUGCAUACUCUAACGCCAAUCCAUUCGGUAGGGUUACACACGACGAAGCGAGACGACACCGGCCCGUUUAAUUAGGACUCCAAAGACGUCUCCUCAAAUCAAGCACUAAAUAAACCACCUUGCAACUUGUUGCAACUUCCAUUAUUUCCGCACGUCGGCCUCGGUGAAGUGACGCGGGUUUGGCCAGGCCACGCUCGCCCGUCCCUUCCUGCUGCUGGAGGAAGAGCCAUUCCCAGCAUGAUUGCCGUGCCUGUGUGAAAGGCUCUCUUGCUGUCCCCUGCGGCAGAUCGGAUCUUCCUGCAAUUAUUUAUGCAUGUAGACGAACGCGUAGAUCUAUUUUCGAAGAUUUUACGCAUACAUGCCGAAGGACAGAGCAGCAGCAGCAGCAGCAGUGAUCCACGAACGUUGGACGCCCCUACUCUUCUUGCAUCCCGCCGUACCGCGCACAUCGGUAUUCUGGCGUACUACCCUUGGCCGUACCCCUUCGGCAUCGCAUCGUACUAUCCUCACCGCCAAUACGGUUAGGGUCGUCGCUGCGUUCGUUGGCAGUGGUUGGAGCAUGGGACAGCAGGUAUGGCGUUUCGAAGUAUCCGUUUCGAGGGGUCUCCGCAGUUUUACCAACAAGGGGACGAGGAGGGUAUCCCUUUGUGUCGCUCAGCCGGCCGACCCACCGCUGGCUCUGCUGACUGUAGGUACUGCUGUUCGGUGUCGCACGUGCAAGUCGGAGAUGACAGCUACUAUGCAUACCACAAAGGUAAACGCUAACACAACUUGGAUGUUGCUGCGGCAAUGGAGACAAUACCGUCCGCCAAACCCAAGGCGAACGUGCGGAGUAUUUUUUGCAGGGUCAACACCUAAUUGCGCCGCAUCGAGUCGCUGCUACCGGACCGGUGCGUGGGUCGGCUCGCUACGUAGUAGCCACCGGCCGCGUCACUUAUCUGUUGGUGGUGCUUCUAGUACCUUUGGUGACAGCGCGCCUGGUGAUGUUGUUUCCUGUGGCGACCCGAAACAAGGACGAGAACAGUUCGUUGUAACAGGAUCGCUCCUUGACGCGAGGAGAGCAGGGUCGGACUCGCCGUUGCCUGGCCAGUUUCUGUCCAUCUCUCACGCGUUCGGGCCCGAGGCGGUGGCUGCGUUCGCGGCUCACGCGGGGGACGACAAUCCGAUACACCUCGACGAGAAUUACGCCAGGCAAACGGGGCCUCGGACCUACGAUGGCUGCAUCGUGCACGGGCUUAUGGUGGCGGGGCUGUUCUCGACUGCGUUCGGCAGGGCUAUAUCCGGGGCGCUGUACGUCUCGCAGACGCUGAGGUUCGAACGACCGGUGCUAGUCGGCGAGAGAGUUGACGCGCGAGUCGAGGUGGAGCGGGCACGAGUCACGUCCUCGGGCCGGGAGGUCUUGGUGCGGUGUUCCACCGUAGCAUCUCUUGCCGACGGCACGGUCGCCGUGUCGGGUCAGGCGAAGGUUCUGUUGCCCCGCACGUGCGAGGUCCGUUCGUGGUAAGACGAGGCUGAUGAUAUCAAGAAGGCUCCGGGUUGUUGCCUCACGGGAGGGACCGCCCCCCCCCCGCGUGGUCGAGCCUCUUCGGGGCGAAAGCGGGUACACACCUACAGAAGAAAGCGCAUGAGGCGCACACUUUCAAGGCACGCCUGGGAGUGAGCACGGCAAUCGGGCGGAUUAAAGUGUCGGUUGUAGCGUAGGCAGGUGCGUGGUUUCCACUGCCCGUCUCGUUGAGCGUGGCCUCGUCAAGGACCGUCGAAAACCUCGCCCAAAUCAUCAGGAUGAGGCGAAAAUGGUUGGUAAAAUAUCGCGUUUUAGCGUGUAGCGACAACGACUUCAUUCGGUGUUUCUGGUUCCGGUAUGUAAGCACAUGGUACAUAUUCUACGCGUGCGGAUCGCGUUUACAUGGGUUCUGUUGCGUAGGCUGGUGGGUAUACCUUCGUGUGAUCACGCACGACACAGCCGGCCGUGCCGUGCGAUUCGCCGCCCAAGUUGACGUGGUUUCUGUGUUUUUCUGCCCGGCGUGUCCCGUUGGCUUCUUCAGCCAUCUCGUGGACUCUCCUAAGGGGGCAUGUGUGUCGAUAUAAUUUGUGUCCUACUGGGCACGUUUUGAGUGAAAAGCAUGGAAGGAGUUCGUAUGAAAAGCUGUG
Ectocarpus siliculosus is the source of this 2522-nucleotide messenger RNA. The record is from the annotation of a GenBank genome assembly. Lineage: Eukaryota; Phaeophyceae; Ectocarpales; Ectocarpaceae.